Messenger RNA from Syzygium oleosum, 794 nucleotides. Its product is annotated as probable membrane-associated kinase regulator 1. The record is from RefSeq and is a predicted model, not a curated record. The transcript has a single exon. The coding region runs from base 5 to 745 and encodes 246 amino acids. NCBI's taxonomy places the organism in Eukaryota, Viridiplantae, Streptophyta, Magnoliopsida, Myrtales, Myrtaceae.
UCCGAUGGAGAUUCACCGGAAUCGGAAUGGCUCCAGCGACGGGUUCUCAUUUCCAAGCACCCCCGAAUCCCAGGAUCCCGACUUAGAGUUUGAGUUCGGGUGUGCAACCCCGGAUUCGCCCUCUGGCGAAUCCAACAAGAACUCGCCAGCUGAUCAUCUCUUCUUCAACGGCAGGCUCUUGCCGCAUUCUUUCCCAUGCAAAACCAUGACCAAUGCCGUCGUCCCACGCGCGGCGAGCAGAGCGAGCAGCGUGAGCAGCAGGGACUCAAUGUCGCUUACGUCGUCCAGGAGCAACAGCACGAAUAGCAGCCGGAGCAGCAGCUGCAGCAGCACGAGGAGGAGCUCUUCUGACAAUACCGAGAGAGCCAGAUCGCCAGUGUUGAUGUACCAAACCAGAAUUUCAUCCAACAACCCAAGCAAUAAUGCGAGAGAUCAGAGAAGAAGAACUAGUCAAUCUGUGGCUGCUCAAGUGUACGGGACGUCUCAUAGGUGGCAGUUCAUCGCGCCGGUGCCGCCUUUGAGUCGCGAGGGCUCUUGUUCUUCUUCUUCUUCUUCCUCGAGGAGGGGGAUGAGGAAAUUAUGCGAAGGUGUUGUGAGAGAAGAAGUGAAAAGGAUUAAGGAAAAGGAAAGGACUAAGACUGGUUUUGGAAAGAAAUUGAUACGUUCGUUCUUGUUGUCCUGCAUGCAGUGCCAUGCAAUGGAAGUCGAAACCUCUAGGAGAGAAGAUGUUUUCAGAGAGUUGUGACCAAGAUCAACCUCCAAAAUUGGUCCAUGGUGUUUCUUUCUUUUCUUCU